GUUGGUUGUAUAGAAAUAUAAAAAUGUAUAUAAAUUGGCUGCAUAAAAUAUGAAAUAAAUUAAUUAAAUGUUCACAUAAACGACGAACUGCACCAAUAAACGAACUAAUUUCAACAGCAAAAGAAACAAGUACACAAGGAUUUCAUCAUCGAUCAACUGAAAUAAAAGCAACAACAACAACAAAACAAAGCACCCACAACGCACGCAAAUUGUAAAUAUAAAUAGGAAUAGUCGAAACUUUAAGCAGCAACAACAACACUAUGGAACGUCAUCGGACCUUGGAUUCGUCAAUGUCAUCUUUGUAUUCCGGCUCUAAUAUAUCACAGACUCCGUCUCGUCACUAUCCUCCAUCGUCGACGGCACCAUCACCCACACCCAGUGGCCAAGGUGGAGGUGGCGGCGUCGGGCCAGCUGGUAAUCAAUUAAUGCCACAAAUAUCACAAAGUGACAGCAUCGCCAGUGGAACAUCAUCAAUGCAAGGAUUACGGGCAACAACAAUUGGCACCGUUGUGGUACGCUGUGGUCCCAUUCAGCUGGUCAUAGCUCUUUUGCAAAGCACAGAAAAAUUGUACAUAAAAGUUGUGGAAUUGGAGCCAAAGAUAACAACUUUAGGUGCUAAUCUCGAUGAAUCCUUAAGGCUACAGAACGAUCACGAUGAGACUCUUAGAAAUGUACAGAACCUACCCGGUCCCAUGGAUGAGUUUGUUCACAAAGCUGAUAAAUUGCUCGCCAGCAAACGUAUUAGCGCCGAUCUAGUCAAUGCCAUGGCCGAUACUUUGAACAUUAUCUGGGCAGAUAUUCUCCACCUGAUGCAAGACCGUCAAAAUAUUUUGCAUUUAUGUACACAAUUCCAGGACAAAAUGGCCCAGUGCCAGAGGCGUAUGGACUCGUUGGAGGUGGCGUGUAUUGACACCAUGAUACCCAUCGAGGUUACGGCUGUUCAAGAAUUCCUCAGUAAAUUCAAACAACUUCGUAUCGAUAUGUUGACCGCCGUCAUGGCAGCCCUUAAGGAUGGCAACGAAUUGUUGGCUCAAUUGCAAGAAUUGGAAAAUUUGGAAACAUUAGACACACGGCCGGAGCACAUCAAACGUGAUGCAGCACGGGCGGUACAUCAAGUCCAACAAUGGCUCGAGGCUUUACAUGAUCGUCGCAAUACUUUGGAAAUUGCUUGGCAAACGAGGAAAACACAGCUUGAACAGUGUUUGGCAUUGGCCAUGUUGGGUCGGGAACUAAUCGAAGUGGAAGCCUCCUUGCAACGUCAAAAGGAUGAAAUCUCUACUCUAUUCAGUUUGGGUGAAUGUGAACAUACCGCCAAUUUGGCCCUGCAGAAUUACAAGGAAUGGAAACAGCAGGCAAUGCAGUUGCGAGAUCGUGCUCUCAAAAUUACCCGGGCCAAGGAGAAACUACAGUCCUCGGGCACCUUUACAGGUGAUGAGGCAUGUGCAAGGGCCUACAAUGUGUUGAGUGCGUGUUCAGAGCAUUUUGAUUUAAUAGAUCAGCGUGAGCAUUGGUUACACCAAUCGCGUGAUUUUUUCUCGAAGGCUGAUAACACACUGAAGGUAUUGGAGAAACUCGAAGUGGAAUUAUCAAAUGUUAAACUGCCACCCAACACACCCGAAAGUUAUGCAAUGUAUGCCAAGGUGGCCAGGGAUGUGGCAAAAUUCACCGAGGAGCCUCUGCGUCUAGGCUAUAGCAUUUUGGACGAUGUGGGUCGCACACAGCCCGAAACUCAAGGCACCAAACGUGUACUGGAUGAAAUUGAGAAUCGUAAGGCCUAUAUCGAGGGUAUUUGUGCCAACAGCAAUGAGGAACAACAACGGGUCAAUCAGGCACUCAAGGAAUUCCUUGCCCAAUACAAUGACCUGCUGCAAUGGCUUAUGUCCUCUGGGCAACAAUACUUACAGCAAAACAUACACAUGGGCAAGACUUUGGAGCAAAGUAAACAAUUUCUGCUGCAGCAUCAUGAACUAAUGCAGGAUUUGGAGAUCAAAGGUGAACUCAUAAAUCUCCUUUUGGAAUCAAUAAAAACCCAUUUGGAAUCUUUGAGUGCCCAGCAACGCUACGAUGUGGAUUCCAAGGCGGAAUCAUUGCACAAACAUUGGAUAGAAUUGAAAGAUUUGGUACUGAAACGUGUUGACUGCGUUUCGGUCCUCAUCGAAUUCUUCGAAAAAGCCAAUGAAUUUGGCAGCCAAAUGGACAAUUUGAAACGUCAGCUGGCAUUGACGCCCAACGAGGGAAAAUUACAAUUCCUUCAGGAAACAUGGAAAAAUAUGCAAUCCGAUUUUGGAGAUUUAAAUAAUUUGGCUUCAAGAUUCCUAAACCUGAAGAUUUUGGAUCCAUAUCUCGAUACUAAACCAUCGGCAAAAGCUGUCGAAGACAUCCUCAAUGGUUUCAGUAAGCAACAGAUCGAUGUAACAACCAGUUUUGAAAAUUGGACAACCCAUAUAACGGAAAAGCGUGAAGUUGAAACUAUUUUGGAAACGAUCAUGAGUCAAAAUCAAGAGACCGCUGCUAAAACCACCAAUGUUGACACACAACUCUAUCCAAUUUUCACUUCACCCUCAGUGGAUGCCAAACAGCUGCACACUAUCACCAGUGAGAAGCUUAAACUCGUUCUGCAAGACAUCGAUCAGGCCCAAAAUGAGAUACAGGAACGCGUUCACACCACUCUCAACAUUCAAACGAAAGAUCCCGAAGCAAUGCAAAAAAUCGAACAAGUCAUUAGUAAUUUACGAACGCUAAAAUCGAAAUUGGAUGGUAUACGAUACGAUUACAAAACGCUGGUCGAAAGCAGUCUACAAUUUCUGGAGAGUGUCCAAAGAAUACAUCAGGAAAUCGCCGAUUUCUUUGCGCGACAAAAGCAGACACAACAAAACUCAAAUGAUGCCAUUGAACGUUGCAUUGCCGAACAUGAGAAAUUCCGCGACUUGACAAUGGAUUCAUUCCGAUCGUUGAUAACACAAUCGGAAAUUUUAAUAGAUCGUGUUCGGGCUCUGGAACCACCCGGUGCCAAGGAAGUGGACACGGAUCGUAUAUUGAAGCUGAUGGAAAAUCUUCGUAUGUAUUUCGAGUCAUGUAAUGGUGAGAGAAUGUCAUCGCUGGAACGUUUGGAACGGCUGGAGAAAUUCAAAUCGGAUUUGUUAGACAUCAAUCGCAGUUUGGAUAGUGUUUCACGGCAAUUGCAGGAGAUCAAUGGUCAAAAUGUUGACAGUUUGGCUGCUGCCAAGACCACAUCAUUGGCCUUUGAGUAUUUUGAACGUACCAUAGAGAGUUCAAUGCCAAAAUUUCUAAAGCCCACCCGACACGAACUGCGUUGGGGCUGCUAUUUACACACAAUGGAGUUAUUGGAAAAACGCAUUGAGAAAUUCACUGAAACCACUACACAACAGCUGCUGGUUUCGAAUCCGGAAAGUGAAGCCUAUUUCCGUGAGGAGCUUCGUAAACUUAACGAAAAGUGGCAGCAGUUCCGCGAUCAGGUGAAAACAAAACGAAAUUCUCUCAAUCAGGCCACGGAAUUCUUUGAGGUGGUUGAAAAGAUUGAUUGCGAAUAUCGUGAAAUUAACUAUUUCUAUAACAGCGUUUCGAACAAAAUCACCUAUCUUCGGGAUCCGGUGGAAGCCUCAAACCUCGUCAAUGACAUUGACAAGUAUGUCAAUGAACGUGAGGCGCCGUUACGCCAAAAGCUGGAAAGUGCUGCCAAAUGUAGCCAUGACAUGUCCAAAGUUUCCCAACUCUUCAAUGAUGUCAUGACAAUUUUCCAAUCAUUUAUGAAACUGAAAUCUGACAUUACCAUAGUUUCGGAACGUCUGAAGGGUGAAGAGCGCGCCCGAGAGCAACGUGAACGGGAGGCACGUGAACAAGCCGAACGCGAGAAGGCAAUGCGCGAGGCUGAGGCCCGUGAAAAGGCAGCUCGUGAGCAAGAGGCACGUCUGUUGGCACUCAAAGAGCAGGCAGCACGUGAACAAUUUGAACGUGAGCGUUUGGCCCUGGAAUUGGCUGCCCGUGAAAAGGCAGUUCGCGAAGAAGAGCAACGUUUGUUGUUGAUACGCGAACAAGCCGCUCGAGAGCAGGCUGCCCGAGAGCAACAGGCUCGCGAAGAAGAGCAGGCACGUUUGAGAGCCUUACGUGAUGAGGAAGCUCGUCUCCAAGCCGUUCGCGAGCAGACGUUGCGUGAACAGACCAUACGUGAACAAAAGGCCCGCGAAGAAGAGGAGACCCGUUUGCGGAAGAUUCGUGAAGAAGAAAUUCGCCUGCAAACCUUACGUGAGCAGGCUGUGCGCGAGGAAGAAGCACGCAUUCAGACAUUGCGCGAACAAACAAAACGCGAGGAGGAAGCUCGCAUGUUGGCCCUCAAGGAGCAGGUGCAACGCGAGGAAUCCAUAAAACGUCUACAAAGCAUGCACGAGCAAAUCGAUCACCAGCGCAUUGUUACCGAAAACAUACGCAAGGACAUUGAAAUCAAUCACAUCUUCACGGAAAUCAAAUACUCCUCGCCGGUCUUUGUGAAACCUCUCAAGGAUGCCGUGACCAGGGAAAAUGAUAAAUUCACCUUUGAAUGUGAAGUGACGGGCAGUCCUGAACCCACGAUUGAAUGGUACAAAGAUGGCAUUUUGAUACAAAACAACCCCGACUAUAAAACCACCUAUGACAAGGGUAUGUGCCGCCUGGUCAUAGAGGAGACAUUUGCUGCCGAUUCGGCGAGAUUUACUUGCCGCGCUUCGAAUCUGGUGGGUAAUGCCACAACCAGUGCUAAUUUGUCGGUUCGUGAAAAUGCUGCCGAGGUGCAAAUGAUACCGCCUCGCAUUGUACGCUAUUUGGCCAGUGCCAGCGCCAAAGAGGGAUCCUCAUUCGAAUUCUCGUGCAUUGUCACCGGCAAUCCCCUGCCCACGGUACAGUGGUAUAAAAAUGACAAAUGCAUUGAUGAUUGUCCCGACUAUGUGAUCAGCUACAAUAACGGCGAGGCCAAAUUGCGGUUUGAGGAGGUAUUUUUGGAAGAUGAUGCUGUUUACACCUGCAGUGCUUCGAAUCCUGCGGGAAUUGAACAUUGUUCGGCCAGUUUAAUUGUGGAACCUCUUGAACCCACAGAAGUCCCACACUUCAAAAUUCCCCUGAACAAUGCCAUGGCUCGUGUUGGCCAAAAGGUUAAAUUGGAAGCCCUGAUUGGUGGAAUACCACGUCCAGAAAUCUAUUGGCUACACAAUGGCAAACAAUAUUUCCCACGUGAUGUUAAGUAUGAAUACGGCCGCGUAACGCUCAUAAUACCCCAAGCUUAUCCAAACGACGCUGGAGUCUAUGUACUGACAGCUAAGAAUUUAGCAGGUGAAGCUUAUAGUUCGUGUAACGUAAUUGUUAAAGGACGUCUGCCAAACGAGACGUCCGAUUCGGAAAUGGCUUCGGAUAUGGAACCCGUCAAGCCAACGGUACAGUUGUCACUUAAAGAUGUCUCGAUUGUCGAGGGUAAACCAGUGCGUCUCGAUUGUAUAAUUGUGGGCCAGCCCGAGCCCGAAGUGAUUUGGUAUCACAACGAGAGGCCCAUCAAAGAAUCGGCUGAUUUGAAAUUGCUCUUCCAGGGCGACAAGUGCUCCCUCGUAAUCGAGGAGGCAUAUCAGGAUGAUGCUGGUAACUACAAGGUGGUAGCCAUUAAUUCGGCCGGCGAAGCGACAAGCAGCUGUGAGGUUAAGAUUGCUCCAUCGGCAGAAUCGGAAACAGCCUCUGUAGCUGAGUCGGAGACUAAAAAAGAAGAGGAGGUGACCAAGACCGUAACCGUUGAAAAAGAAACGGCUGCUGUUCAGGAAGUUGUGGUCGAAGAUGUGGGCGAAGACGAAGAAGAAGAUGCCCAAGAAGUAGAAGAAGAAGUGGUCGAAGAAGUUGAAGAAGAGGAGGUGGAGGAAGAGGAAGAACAAUUCCUGGAAUUUGUGAAACAAAUUCAAGAUCAGACGGCCGAACUUGGUGAAACUGUCAAGUUAGAAGUUGUCGUCAAGGCCAAACCCCAGGCCAAUGUUGAAUGGGCCUUGAAUGGUACAGCCAUUAAGGGUGACGAAGAAAACUUUGCCCUCUCCUCCAGUGGAGACAAUUUCUCACUUACCAUCAAGAAAAUGAGCACCUCCACAGCAGGUAAGGUGGAGGUGACCGCCAGGAAUCCCGUGGGUGUUGCAAAGACCGUCGCUUUCUUGGGUUUGUCCACUUCCGAAUUGGAUCUCGAAGACAUGACCGAUGACGACAGUGUGGCCCAAAGUCUUACUCAAGAUAAUUCCGGCUCUGCUUCGGUGACAAUUGAAAAGAAGACUGUCACCAGCACCACAACUCAAUCUGUGGAAAGAUCUUCCAAUGCCGAACCUCAGCCAACUGAGACGGUGGAUGCGGCACCCAAGAAAGAGGUUCUGUUGCUGGAAACCACCGUCACUGGUGCUCCAGCUCCAGUCCAUGAUCCUGCGGUUCCCUCCAGCCCCUCCAGCACCCGCAAACCUUAUGCCCCUCGCUUUACCACCCCCUUGGCCGGUAAGAUUGUGGAUCAAGGUGCUGAUGUCAGCAUGGAAGCCGUCAUCGAUGGCUUCCCCUCGCCCGACAUCAAGGUCGAAAAGAAUGGCUACGAUUUGCCCCAGAACGGUCGCAUAACCGUCGAAAAGAACAGCAACCAUGUCACCAUUGACUUUAAGGAUGUUAAUCACUCGGAUGCUGGCCGCUAUGCCGUCACCGCCAGUAAUGUGGCUGGCCAGGCAACAAGCACAGCCGAUUUGAUUGUCAAAAAAACCAUCUUCCCACCUGUCUUCGGCAAGCGUUUGCAAGCCCAAGUCAUGAAGAAGAAUGAAAAAAUUGUCAUGGAAGUCGAGGUUACUGGUUUACCCGCGCCAUCGGUCGUCUGGAUGAAAGACGACAAACCGUUGGCUGAGGCAGGUCUAUCGCAACAUAGACUCCUUGAAAAUGGCAAUAGCCAUACAUUGAUCAUUGAAAGGGGCCAAAUUAGCGAUUCUGGCAAGUACAUGGUCAAAGCAACCAAUGCUGCUGGCGAAGCCAAGAGCAUAGCGGACUGUGCUGUUCUGGAACCGACGCCAGAACGCAUGCAAGAGGUGGUCAAGACAGUCGUCUAUGAGAGACCCGAUGCAUUCACCACUGAAUUUAACAAGGAACCCAUGUCGUUUGAGUCCCAAAAAAUCGAAAGCCAAAAAUCAAGCGACCGCCAUGGCUUAUCCGAGUCCAAAAUUAUAACUGAGCAUCGUUGCACCACCGAGGCAACAAUGCGUCUAGAACAUAAGCCCAAUUACUCCGAUUUGCCUGAUCGCCUGACCAGACCUAAUGUGGAUGUAACCGAUCACAGUAGUCGACUGCCAGCAACUAAUCCACUGGGUAGUGCGGUGCCACCACCACAUUUCGGUGUGGCCACUCCCUUCCAUCCAUCGGCGCCGGCAGCUGUGGCGGCCGCCGUGGCCAAACCCCAUGUCACCUUUGUGGAUCCAAAUGACACCGAACCCCAGUCCAUCAUUGAUAGCGAGGAAAAGAAGACCUCAUCCUUUGAAUAUUUCAAGAAGAUCGAUAAGGUCAUACAAAGUGGCGCUCCCACCGACUCCCCGUACCAGAAACCCGAAUCUCAGCCCGUAUCCCUUACCAAUGGCGAAGAAUCUGUCGAAGACCGCACCUUGAGACGUGGUUCACCACCUCAAAUGUGUUUUGUUCCCAAUACCGAAAACCAAACGAAACCCAAAAAUCCUCCAAUUAAUGAAAGAAUCAAAUUGUUGGAAGAAAUGCCCGCCAACACCAAAGAACCACCUCAUGGUGGUGUACCGAUAUUCCCACCCAAACCUGGUACCCCCAAACCUUCGCUGGAAGGUUUACGCAUGGAGAAAUUAUGGAGCCCCAGUGCCACACAUGCCACCGGCUUGGGUGGUAGCAAUCACGAUCUAAGUGCUCCCUCUCUCGUCAAGCAGGCCGCCAGGGGAGCUAGUCGCCCCAAGACGCCAAUUGAAGACAUCGAUUUACAACCCGGUACUCCACCAGAAAUGUGCUUUGCCCCCAAGGGUCCCCAAGUACAGCAACGCCAAUCCAUUGUUGAGACCAUGGAAAAGAUAAUCGAAGAGAAGCUGAUACAAUCGCGGCCCUCCAAUGUCUUGCCACAGUCCGUGCCCACCGUGCUACCCCUAACGCCUACCGACACACCACAGCAAGCACCGAUCUAUAAACCUCCCCCGCCAGUCGUUCCCCAUAAAUUGCAAACGCCCAAUGAAAGCGAUUACGAAAGUGAUCGCUGGAAAUGCAGUGGCAGUGAAUCGGAUGAGAAUACAUUACGCACUACAUUCAAAUCGUUCCAGGCCCCCGUUCACAAGACCAAUGGUUACGCGGCCGACACCGAGGACAAACAGGAAUCCUAUUCAGCGACAGAGAAUCGUUAUCACCAUGAAGAUAAGGGUUACUCUGUAACGUCCAUGACCAAAAAUGUCUCCUACAACAUGUCAUCGACCAGUGGAGGACCCAAACCUUUUGGGGCCGAACCAGCCACGCAACAACCCGCUGGCUAUAGGCCCGUUGCACCACCAAGCCCAGUACCGGCCCAACGCAAAACCCCAGCUGCUGAAUACAGCGACUAUUGCAGCGAAGUUGAUGAACGUUUCCGUUCGGUUUCACGUGCUUCCGAUAAUGAAAUCAAGGGUUACCGUGUGGUCUAUCCACCCACUCCCAAGCCAACCAUCAACGGCCAUAAAUCUCCUGUUGUGGUGGUGACACCAUCACCCAUGGAAUUUGAACCAACUCCACCCACAACGGGCCCAUCUUAUGCAGCUAAGCCCAAGUUCGAGCAACCUCGCCAAUUUGGUGGCUAUCAGGCUCCCAAGACCCAAUUUACCCCAGCCCAAAAUCAACAGGUCUUCAAGCCCAAACCAGUGGCUGCCAAAUUCUUGGCUGCUGCCGCCCAACAACAGCAGCAAUUCGCUCCACCACCACAACCCAUACCCAGAGAUUUCCAUCAACAACAACCACGUGGUGUGGCUCCACAACCGGGCAUGUAUUACAAUGCUGUAGCUGGCUCUCCCAUGCAUAUGCCCCAUAUGGCCACCGAGACCAAGAAUUCCAUGCAAAUGAAGGAGUCCUCCGAGUCGUGCCAACGUGUUGUCAACAUGCAACAAACUCAGCGAGUUAUGCACUAUGACAACCAGAACUACAACAAUACCAACAACAAUUUGGGAUACCAAUACCAACAACCCAUGGAACAAUUCCCACCAUACAGCCCCACACCCUCGCCACGUGCCACUCCCGGACGCCAACGUGUACCACCACCAGCUACACCCACUAAAUUCGUGCCAGGCAAAUUCCACGAUAGCGGCUAUUCGAACGAAAUCGACAAGGUACGCAUUGCUCCUCUCUGGACUCCAAUGGGACCCUCAGGACCUUUGCGCUACCGUCACGUGGAGGCACCCAAGUCACGCUCCACCAGUUUGCCUCGCUCCUAUGAACGUGUACUCUCACCCAUGGAAUUCGACAGGGGACCAGAAAUGCCCACCAAAAUCCGCGUUGAUGUUGAGACCAUUCGCCGCGAUCGUGCCAACAACAUUGGCCAACAGAAUCGCACUCAAUCCUUGAACCGCAACUCGUCGAUGCGUUCAAAUCAGCAAUACUAUCAAACGAACUCUUACGACCAGGGUGGACUGCCACAGACAUAUCCCCGUGAUGGUGGCUACAAUGCCGCCAACAGCUGGCAAUCCCAAGCCGAACACCAGGCCAAGAGCAUGAGCUCAUCGUUCAUGCAGAAAACUCAGAAAUUCAGCGAAAACAUCAAAGAAGACAUGCACAAGUACAGCAGCAGCAGCACCAAUACAUCGAACCUAGUCAAUGGAUCUGGCUCACCAAUGGGCUUCCGUCCCGGUUUCCAGAGGGCACCCAGUGAAGGUGACAACAGGCCACAAGCUUAUCACGAUGAAUCUCGGGUAUCUCAAUACGGUACCAAAUGUGUUGAUCCCAAUACUGGGUUGGUUUAUUUUAAAUAUGAUUUUGGUUAUGAAUUUGGUAUUCUAUUUCCCGGCGAGGGUCACAAAUUUGUGGCCAGUCAAUGGAAUAAAUCAACUCUACCGACCAGCCACAAACAAAAUUUUCCCAAAGUAACUGGACGCAAAAAUCUCUACCCCUUGGCUGGAGGACGGGACUUAGUAAUACCCGUACAACAUGAACGCACUCAUAUCACACCAUCUCCUGUAAAUGGCGGCUACUAUUCGGAUACAGAUGCUGCUGCCGGCCAUUACAGGGGUGGUUCGUCGUAUAGAUCGAUAACACCAAAUCUAACGAGUCCAUCGCCAUCGUUUGCCACGAAUAGACUAAAGAAACGUUAUAGCUUACCGAAUACCCAGGCAAUCGACAUAAACAUUGAUCGUUUGCACAGUGGGGAUUCGUUAAAUAAUCUAUCUAGUUUACCAUUAACAGGACAACAAGGUUAUCCUCAAGAUGUACCAGUAAAUUACAGCCGCGAAGAAUUUGUUCCCAUUGCUCCAAUCUUUAUUACGCCCUUGAAAGAUCACGCUGUAGCCAUUGGACAAACUGCACGUUUUGAGUGCAUUGUUCAAUCGCAUCCUACACCAUCGGUAACAUGGACUAGGAAUGGUUACAAUUUGGAAUGCAGUCCCAAACACAUUGUUGAAUAUCGUAAUGGUGUAUGUCGUCUCACCAUACCCCAGGCAUAUCCAGAGGAUGCUGGUACCUAUUCAUGCACUGCUGCUAAUCCUUUGGGCGUUGCCACAUCGAACGCCAAAUUGGAAGUCAAUAAUCAAUACAAGGCUGUCCACAUUUUCAAAUAGAUUUAAGUUCAUUCAGUGUUUUUGUAUAAUUAUUUAUGCCAUGAUUAUGAAGAUACAACUACUACUACCACUACUCUUACAAUUAUUCUACUCAUACUACUAUGAUAUGAUAUCUAAGGAUCGAUGUUGUUGUAGAUCUGUGUACACACAUUGGGGAGUCGCUAUAGCCAACAGGAGGAAAUUACGAAUACUUUUAAACAAACGAUCGGAUGAAUCCCAUUUGCUUUUUGACAUUUGUAUUGAAUUAUGUUUGUCUUUACGUGUUACACAUACGUUUACAUAUUUAUAUUAUUUAAAUUACUUAAAUUAUUAUUAUCACUAUUCUCCAUAUAAAUUUGUAUCACUAAUAUUGUUAUCGAUUUA
This is a messenger RNA of Musca domestica (house fly), 11135 nucleotides long. RefSeq lists its product as uncharacterized. The transcript has 20 exons. Gene Ontology annotation, molecular function: protein binding. Bases 261 to 10772 code for a protein of 3503 amino acids. NCBI's taxonomy places the organism in Eukaryota, Metazoa, Arthropoda, Insecta, Diptera, Muscidae. The record is from RefSeq and is a predicted model, not a curated record.